Messenger RNA from Acanthoscelides obtectus, 3200 nucleotides. NCBI's taxonomy places the organism in Eukaryota, Metazoa, Arthropoda, Insecta, Coleoptera, Chrysomelidae. The record is from the annotation of a GenBank genome assembly.
AAAAGCCCCGUUUUCAUAGACUCAACCGUGGAUGUUGAAAAGACAGCUCGUCGAGUGAUGUGGGGCAAAUGUGCGAAUGCGGGUCAGACUUGCGUUGCCCCAGACUACGUUCUUUGCACCAGGGAUACUGCGGACAAGUUCGUAUCGGCUGCGAAUAAGGCGAUCAAAGAAUUUUUCGGCGAAGACCCGAAACAGUCUGGAGAUUUUGGAAGGAUCAUCAACGACAGGCAUUUUGCCAGGAUCGUGGCGUUGAUGAAGGGGUGCGAAAUUGCUGUUGGUGGUCAGAUCGACAGCACUGAAAGGUGAGGCUCCAAAUUGGCUCGAUUUUACAUUGUUUUGGCCGGUUUAUUACCUGCAGUCUAGAAACAUUGUGCAUUAUACCUACCGUGACCAUACAUCCCGAUCUGAGCAGGACAGUCCAUUUUUUAGCUCUCUCUCUCUCUCUCUCUCUGUGUGUGUUCCGCACGCGUAUUACGCAACUUAAAAAGUGACAUUUUAUCGAUUUUUAAUGGCAUUAUGUACGAUUUUUUCGACAAAAUAUCACCUUCAUGUUCACUUGUGCUAGCUGAGCAUGCUGCAUCUGCUUCAGAGAUGGCACUAGCGGAGGCCAUUUUUAACUUCUAUGGCUUAAGCCAGGCCUGCCCAAAAUAAUUUUGUGGAGCGCCAUGUUUAGUAUUUUCGUAACCAUAGCGGGCCAAAAGAAAAGUAAAGUGACACAUUCUAAUUUGGUUCAUUUAUUUAAAAAAGCCUCUUUAUUUCACUUAUAAUAUUUAGGUAGGUACUCUUAAAAUCCAAUUAAUGAGAUGUCUGACAUUUUUUCCGUUUGCACAGUGUAUUUAUGUUAGCUGGUAAUUUAGAAGUGGCUAUGCGCAAAAUACUUGUAAGAUGAUGACUGUCUAAUAAAAAUGAUCUCAUUUUUGAUUUGUUAUAUAUCAUACGGGAAAACAGCUGCUAUAUAUAUAUGUACUACCGAAUAAAGAAAUGUUUUGAAGAGCUAAUUUAGUAAGGUUUGGGUUUUGGUUGGGUGUAAUAUAGUUUUUAUAAAAUCCGAUUAAUUUGGAAUACAACCAUUGUAUGCGGUUUUUAGAUGAGAACAACCUUGCAUUUCAAUUAAUUCUAGCUGUAGGUUCGGUUCUUAGUUUUCAAUUUCAACAUCAAAUGGAUUUUGGAAAACUUUUAUGCUGGAAAUUUGCGAUUAGAAGUCUAUGAAUCUCUCAUCAAAACUCAUUCCUCAACCUUUGCAACAACAACACGUACUUUACAACGUCCAAUGACUGUUGAUUUCUUGCAGAUAAGCUCUCCCAAUGAACCAACUGCUUUUCCAACAAUAAGAGCUUCUUCGCGGAAGCUUGAACAUGUUCAUAUAACUGCGUGAAUAGUUGAUCUUUCCCUGGCAGUUUUAAGUCAAGAUCAGAAAGAUAAUUAUGUCAACUAGGAAAGCCAGAUCAGCCAACCACUGCUCAUCAGUAAGGAAACUAAUGUCUUGGUCUUUGUUUUGAAGAUAUAUCUUUACUUCUUCGAGCAACGAAUAGAAUCGUUUCAGUGUGGCUGCUCUGCUGAGCCGUCGAACGCGACUGAAGAAUACGAUGUCUUCAGGAUCUGAACCGAUAUCAGACAGGAAAGCCUGGAACUACCUAUACAUUGCUCCAACCAUUUUGGUCGAUGUCAAACCGACUGAUCCAGUAAUGCAGGAAGAAAUUUUCGGUCCUCUUCUGCCCAUAGUAUACGUAGAAAAUGCCUAUGAUGCUAUGGCCUUCAUAAAUGAGAGAGAAAAACCGCUUGCCAUGUACAUCUUUUCCAAUGAUAGUCAUCUGGUUGACACUUUUUUGUCAACUACAUCUGCUGGUGGCGUAACUGUAAAUGAUGUUGUGAUGCAUUUGACUGUGCCAUCACUACCUUUUGGGGGAGUAGGGCAAAGUGGAAUGGGUUAUUAUCAUGGAAAGAACUCUUACGACACAUUUACGCACAAGAAGAGCGUCCUGCACAAGGACUUGUGGAUUUUGGGUGAAAAAUUGGGAUCUGCAAGAUAUCCACCUUCAUCCACGGGAAAAAUGAAGUAUCUGCAGCUCACGCUGGAUCCGAGACUUUCAUUUUCUUUUAAAUACCUGUCUCAUAUUAUGAUGUUUGCUUUGGGUGCUGGUAUGGUGUAUUGGCUGCAUUAUUUGAAAGAGCUCACUAAAUAACGUAUGCAAAUGAAAAUAUGGUGUCACAACAUUACUUGUAUUGAACGGUUGUGAUCAUGUGGUAUGUAAUUACUUUAAUUUUCUUGUACAUUCAUUGACAUUACCAACAAGAUUAACAAAUAAAAAAGAUAUUUUCAUAUUUCAAUGCAAAAUAAUCCCCAUGCUUACUGUUCAACAUGUUAUGUAAAGACUAAAAUAGGAUAAAUGAAAUACUUAAAACUUGUUUAUAGGCACGACUUAUUCCCAUGAAGUGUCAUACUGUAUUUGGUGCUGUGUGUAUCGCCAAAGUUUUCUCAUAUACAACCAUUUUUCUUCUUUCUUUGAUGGUCUAAUUACAUCUUUAUGCAGGAAUGAAUUAUUUACUGUUGAUCCUCAUUGAUACUAACUUGUGAGUUACAUAUAGCCUUUAUCAUGAGUAUCCAUUAUGGAAGGACAGCUAAGUAUCUAGUAAUAUUUCAAAAUUCCCCAUAUCAGAAAAGGACACAUAAUUCUUUUAAUUUUUUGUACACUACAGAUUCAUUUUGUACUUGCUAACAUCUCUUUUAUUUAAAAAAGUUCAUUUGCAUACAAGAAACAAAGUGCUACUAACAAGUUUUACUAGAUUUACUCCCGAUUCAUUAUGGCCAACGUUGCACAUUAACACAAUAAUGUCACUUGUUGAUCAGCUGUUCACCUCAGUAGACGUCAAAGCGUGAUGAAUACUCGUGAAAUAGGGUAUAUUUGAUUUCCUAUUAUAACCAAACACUUUUGACAGUCCACUUUUAGCAUUUGUUAUUGGUGCAUUUGAUCUUCAUAUAUAUUUUUUAUUAUAUAUUUCUUGCCUCUCUAUUGGUAUCUUAAACCUUGAGUACAAUUUUAUAUUGAAAAAGGCUAUUGUAUAAGGUAUAUGUUUUGGGUUUUGUAAAAAAAGUAUUGCAUAUGUAAGAUAAACACUUAUUUUAUAUUUUAUUAUCAGGGUGUUAGGCCUUUCACCAUCUGUAUAUCAUAUUUUAGUAUCAAAUAAAAACAAAAAGUAUA